Molecule: messenger RNA, 1206 nt
Organism: Humulus lupulus (European hop)
Lineage: Eukaryota; Viridiplantae; Streptophyta; Magnoliopsida; Rosales; Cannabaceae
Exons: 2
Coding region: 1-1206 (401 amino acids)
Source: RefSeq, a predicted model, not a curated record
AUGCUGGAAGCUGAUUCAUAUGCUGAUCAUCUUUUGCCGGUAGAUACAGAGGGCAUAGCUGGUCCGUCCAGAGCUGCGAACUGGGCCGAGGAGAUGGAGAAAACAGAUUACCAGAACUCAACUAAAGACGUAUGGAGCAAAUUUAAAGCCAAUCAGGUGAAAACUCCGGCUACUAGCUUGGACUUCAUAGAGCCUAUGAAGGGUGGGGAUCAAAUAAUUGCUAAACUAGACAUUGAUGAAAUUGAGGUUGAAGCUUCCUUUUGGCGCACAUCGAUUGUAUGUGUAGUAUUGGGAGCUAAUCCCCCCUUUAGAGUGUUUGAAGGAUUUGUGAAAAGAAUAUGGGGUAACCUUGGUAUUGACAGGAUAGUGCGCAUGAAUUCUGGGUUUACCUUGGUGAGCUUUCGUGAUGUUGCUACUAGGGAUCUUGUCCUGGAAACUGGUGUUAUUCACUUCGACAAGAAACCAGUUGUUCUCCGUCCCUGGACACCUGAUAUGGACACAGUGCAGAUGGUGAAAUCGGUUUCGGUUUGGGUUCGAUUAAAUGGCUUGGGGCUUCAAUAUUGGGGUCGUAAGAUUCUAAGUGCACUAGUUAGUACCUUAGGCAAACCCAUAAUGAUUGAUCAAGUUACUCGUGAUAGAUCGAUGGUCAAAUUUGCGAGAAUUCUGGUUGACAUGGAAAUCUCUGAAACCCCUCCUAAGACUAUCUCGUUUGUCAAUAAAAGAGAUCAACUAGUUGAUCAAUUGGUGGAAUACGAAUGGCUUCCCUCUAAAUGCAAAACAUACGGCUGUUUGGGACAUACUAUGGUGAACUGUUCGAAGGAUAAGGGAUACUUUUGGGUCAAAAAGUCCAAUCCGGAAAAUAAGAAUUCAGAGAUGACUGCUGGAAAGAACAAUGCUGAGACUAAUGUUGAAAAUAAGCAGGACGCCUUAAAUUUAUGUGAUACAGUUGCUGUUAUAAACAAGUCAGCUAAUGCUAAUGAAGGUAAAGAUGCAAAGCAAGUUACUACUAGUAACACAGAGGUGGGAAAGAAUACUGGAACGGGAGGCGAGUGGAUAACGCCAAGAAGGAGAGGAACCAAGUCCAAGACUGUCCAGCCUUCUAAAGCAGUUAAUCGAAAUGGAUAUGCAGCGCUCCAAGAGCCAGGGGUUGGGAAUUUAGCUACCACUACUAACUCUAGUCAAUAUGGAGAAGUGCAACAUCCUUAG